Molecule: messenger RNA, 2862 nt
Organism: Syngnathoides biaculeatus (alligator pipefish)
Lineage: Eukaryota; Metazoa; Chordata; Actinopteri; Syngnathiformes; Syngnathidae
Product: oocyte zinc finger protein XlCOF7.1-like
Exons: 4
Coding region: 549-1625 (358 amino acids)
Biological process (GO): regulation of transcription by RNA polymerase II; central nervous system development
Cellular component (GO): nucleus
Molecular function (GO): DNA-binding transcription factor activity, RNA polymerase II-specific; RNA polymerase II cis-regulatory region sequence-specific DNA binding
Source: RefSeq, a predicted model, not a curated record
ACGAAAUCUUCGGACUGUUUGAGGGAACGAUCGCGUCCUACAAGGAGCAACUUUGUCGAGCGAGGGAGGAGAACGAGCGACACCGACGACAACUGGAAGCCGUUUACAAGACUCAAAUUGUACGCAUCGAAGAUUGGAGUCACAAAAAUGUCCGCACGACUGUUAAAAGUGACACAUGAUGGCUAAAAAGACUUUGGAAAGUUAUCAGUCCUAAUUAGAUGUUGUUUCAAGAAACCGUUACGACAAGAACUGUGCAUUGAUGGACAAUAUCGACACAUAUGCCUUGGAGAAACACAAACGGAGCGCACAACUGUGGGCGUCGGUAACCUAUCAAGACAUCGUCCACUAUCUCCUCUUCUCGACAAGCGCUUAUACCGUGGACCAACUAAAGAAUUACAAAGGUCUGGAGGCCUACAACCGAUUCAUCAAUAGCUGGGUUCGUCAUCUAUUGUAAGCAACAUGUGUCUCCACACUGCUAAGACGUCGACCAGCUGAUUGAUCGCCAGGAGGAACACGCCCCAGAGCCGGAGUGGGGGAGGUCCAGUUUGAUGAAAGAAUAUCCAGAGCCCAUCCUCGUGAAAGAGGAAGAAGAGGAGGCUGGUGUCUGCAAGUCGCCACUGAAUGGUGUCUCCAUGUAUAGUGAAGGCUAUAAAGACCAACCAGCUAAAUGGUCAAAAUUUCAUCAUCGCAGUCCAAGUGGUGACCACCCUGGAGGACCACCACCAGAUGAUCUCUUAGCUCUUCUGUCACACAGUUACAAAGAAGAACCCACGAGCAGCGAGGCAGGGUUUAAAGACGUCCAGCAGCUGAUUGCUCGCCAGGAAGAACUUUCCCCUCGGCCGCUGUGGGGGAUCUCCAGUAUGGAGCUGAAGCAUCGACAGCGCCCCCACUUUGAAGAGGAAAAUGAGGAGGCUGAUUUGAGCAAAUUGCCACUUGCUGGUGGCUCUGUGAAGAGCGAAGAAAAGGAAGACGUACAACCCGAGUGGUCACAGCUCAGUCAUCACAGUCCAAGUGGAGACGGCCGUGGGGGGCCACCACAAGACAGCCUCUUUGCGCCAAUGUCAGACAGCGACGACACAGCAGAGCCUUUCAAGAGCGACGCACACUGCGAAGGUGAUGACAACCAGUCAAAUCGUUCUAAAAAUGAGACAAGUCGUAACGGGAAAAGUUCUCAAAAACGGCAGAAAUGCAACAUGCUGAAAGACUAUUUCAGCUGCUCAGUUUGUGGCAAAGGUUUUACUUGUUACUCGCAUUGGAUCAGACACAAGCACACACACACGGGAGAAAAAUCAUUUUGUUGCUCAGUUUGUGGGAAAACAUUCUCUCGAAAGGAACAUAUGGAAUUGCACAUGAGAACGCACACAGGAGAGAAACCCUUUCGUUGCUCGAUUUGUGGCACAAGAUUCACUGUAAAACAAAGUAUGAAAAAACACAUGAGAACCCACACGGGAGAAAAACCCUUUAGUUGCUCAUUUUGCGGAGCAAAGUUUUCAAGAGGUGAAAGUCUGGAAAAACACGUGAGAGUACACACAGGAGAAAAACCAUUUAGUUGUUCAGUUUGUGGUGGACGCUUUGCUCAGAGGUCCAAUAUGACUAGACACAUGCAGAUACAUAAAAAGAAGUAAAUUAUUACUGUAGUGCCCCACAGAACUGCGGCACCCAAAGCAGAUCACAUUGUUUUUAUUUAAUUGUAUUAUUCUGAAGUGUUUUGAAUGCUCUGUUUUGCCGUGCAGUAGUCUACAAAUCAUUGUACAAGUGAUUGAUUAUCAAGGUCAUCUUUAUUCAAUUUCCUUAUCUGCACCAGUAAUUAUUUAAGGCCUCUCUUUACUCCCGUGCGCAGUUUGCCUUUAUACUCAAGUGCAACCUGUGCUCACAGUCUUGAAAAUGUGCACGGCAGGCGACGCAUAAGCUAUGCAGAUGAGUAGCGCGGGGCAAUGUGUAGGGCAAGUGAUGCAAUGUGGCCGUUGUUGAGCACAGGACUAUAAAGAGGCCUCAGUUGCUGUUGUGCUUUGGGCUUCAUACAGACUUCAAGGGCCAUCUUCGAGCCCUGCCGGCCAGAUAUGGUCCGAUUUUUCCUGGACUUCCGUUUAUGUUGCUUUCCUAUAUGAGUGUUAUUUUUAUUUGAAUUGUGUGAUGUAAUUUUGCGUCCUAGUUGACAAAUGGCUAUGUUAGAAUGUAGUGGCAGCAAAGCAUUAUUUUAGUUUUGAAUGCUGAUACUGUGUAAGUCUGCUUAAAAAGCAGGCACCACAUUAGUUCUGUUAAUGCAUGCGCCUUGGAUACCAUCCAUCUAUUUUCUGAGUUAGUCAUCCUCACAAGGGUCUUGGGAGUGCCGGAGCUAAUCCCAGCUAUCUACAGGUGACAGGCAGGGCACACCCUGAACUGGUUCCCAGCCAAUCGCAGGGCACAUGGAAACAACCAACCAUUCACACUGGUGCGAUUUCCAAUCUUCAAUUACCCUCCCAAUGUAUGUUUUUGAGGAUGUGGGAUGAAACCAAAGUGCCUGGAGAAAACCCCACACUGGCACAGGGAGAACAUGCAAAGUGCACAGGCGGUGCCGGGAUUUGAACCCAGGUCCUUGGAACUGUGAGGCCGAUACCAUCUGUCUGAAACUAUGAAGGCCUUCUCACGUUGCAGUUUCUGCAGUAUGAAACGCGCCUGCAUAAAAAGUACAGCAACGGGUAUGCGGCCAUCCCAUAUUUUGAAGUGGUAACGUCACAGUCCAGAAGGAAGUCGGGAGGCUUUUGCCGUUGAAUGGACUGCAACUCUGUAAUAUAAAUGUCGUUGUUGGAAAAACAAGGUGUAAUUUUGUGAGUUUUACUAGGGAGUUUGAAAGCCUCCUGCACAGACAACCCUGUAUCAUUU